Beta vulgaris subsp. vulgaris (sugar beet) is the source of this 2460-nucleotide messenger RNA. Its product is annotated as nuclear pore complex protein NUP1. The transcript has 8 exons. The record is from RefSeq and is a predicted model, not a curated record. NCBI's taxonomy places the organism in Eukaryota, Viridiplantae, Streptophyta, Magnoliopsida, Caryophyllales, Amaranthaceae. Gene Ontology annotation, biological process: nuclear membrane organization. Gene Ontology annotation, cellular component: nuclear envelope. The coding region runs from base 64 to 2268 and encodes 734 amino acids.
UCCAUAGAGUAAAGUUUUGACUGACAAAACCUCACUCUUUUUUGGGUUUCUUCUCUUCAAACUAUGGCAGACGCCGGCGAAUCUUCGGCGUCGAAAUACUCAACAGCAACCGUCGGAGGCGGUGGCGGAAAACUCCGAAGAGAGAGAAAACCUCCAUCGACACCAUACGAUCGACCACCAACACCAAGUGGUCGCUGGAUUUCGAGGUUUGUGGACCCCGCUAAACGCAUCUUCUCCGGUCUCCCAUCUUUCUUCUCUCCUUCUCUCUCCUCCAACUCCGCUGAUGAAGUGCAAACAGAGGUUGAGCAAGAGGAUGAAGAUGCCGAAGAGAAUUAUUCGGUGGAUCUUGGUGCUCCCAAAUUUACUGAAGGGGUUGGUCCAAGUGAAGUUAAAGGAAAAUCAAAACUUGACACUGUUGAUGAAGAUGGACUGGAUAAAAAAGGGCAUAGUUCUGAUGGUGGAGUACCUGACAUUGAGCAGCUUAUCAAAGGGAAGACAUUCUCUAGGGAGGAGAUUAAUCAUUUGAUGGAGAUACUAAGUUCUAGAGUAGCUGGUGCUGAGCAAGAUAAAAGAGUCCCCAGGAUGCCUGGACUGGAUGAAGUUGAAAAGGCAGAAACUUAUAGUGAAAAGCACAAGUCAUCAGUUAAUGAGGAGGAAGAAUUGAAUAGAUUUCAAUUGGCAACCCCAACAUCUCUUCAACGACCAACAAUGCAAGAUGGAGUUGGUGCUUCGCCAGUUGAUAUAGCUAGAGCUUACAUGGGUUCCAGAAAUUCCGAAAUGGGCAUUACCUCUACAAGCCUAGUGCCAAGAACUGAGAAGUUUGGAUUUACUAGUGAAUUUUCAUCGAAGCCAAUCAUCUCAUCGCCUUUGCGGAAAGCACCAAUAUGCUGGCCUGGUGCCAUCACACAGAAUCAGCCAGAUUAUCCAACACCACCUAUUCGGAAUAACAGGUCUGGCCUUCAUAGUUUUUCUAGAACCCCUUAUUCAAGGACCAUGUACUCACAAUCUAAGUCUAAGUUGACUCCACUACGAGGUGACAGUGAGCGAUUUCCAAGCAUUUCACCAGCACCUUCUCAACCAACUGGAACUCCUGUUUAUGGGCAGUCCAUCAACAAGAUGACAGAGGGUAGUUAUGCAUCUGGAGGACCCAUUCGUAGGAAUCGUAAUAAGUUCACUUCAGCUACACCUGCCAGGGAAUCUACUCUAUUCAGCACUGCACGCAGAAGUCCUUUGGCAAGAGAGUCCAAUGUGGAUUUUACGCCUAAGAAGAAUUUUGAGCCUGGCAGCUCCAGUGCAGCUAAUCUUGAUUCAGUAUAUAGCAAGGCAAAGAGCCCUGACACUGGGGUUCGUAGUUCUCAUCCACACAGCAGUAGGCUUGCAAGGCAGAUUUUGGAACAACUUGAUAGACCGAUCACACUAAAAGAAAAAUCAAAGGAGUUGAAGCUAGCUGCCUCAUGGAAGGACUCUUCUGCUGCUACUUUGGCUACACCUGUUCAAAAUAUGAGUUCUCCAAGUUCCUUAGGGGUAGGUAUUGGCAAAAAUAAGAAUGUGGAUGGUGUAAUACUUUCUGCUCAGACAAAUAGAGAAAGCAAUGUCUUGCCUUGGGAAAGAAAUAAUACCAUCAGUGGUGCUGGAAAAGAUAUUUUCGGUUCCAUGAAUUCCUUGGAUAAGUCAACUUCAAUUACUGGUGCUAAUAUUUGGCCAAAUGCAAGUCGUGAAAAACUCGAUUCUGAAAGAAAUGCUGAGCAGGGAAUUAAUAAUAAUAAUGCACCAAAAACGUCUAUGCUUAUUGGUGACUCACAAUAUGCACAAAGAAAGCCAGUUUUACCAUCAAUUGCUAUCGAGAAGUCUAGUAUGAUGACAACCUCAUUUGCUUCAGCUACAAUUCCAGGAUUUACCUUCCCAUUUAGCACAUCGUCUACCACAUCUGCUGAGCCACCAACACCAUCUAUGAUGCCAUCUUUCUUAACAAGUGCUCCUCAACAAUCAAAGCUUUCAACUAAUCUUCCUACAUCAACUUCUGCCAACAAGAUCAGUAUUGCACCACCUGUUGUUGCCUCCCCACCUAAAACAACAGCUUCUACAUCAAAUGAUACUUCUAGUCCCAUGUUCAAGUUUGGAUCAGGAAAGCCAAGGUUAUCCUUUGCCGUUGCAGGAGACGAUGUUGCCUUGGCCUCUAAUGAUGCUGCUACUCCAAAGUUUAAAUUCGGAUCUGGAAAAAGUAGGCUAAAUUUUGGGUCAAUUGGCUCUGAUACUGUGUGCUGUUAGUGACUGGUUUCUUCUUGAUAUCUCUGCUGACGAAGCGCGAUCUUAGCUUUCAGCUUUUGGUAGAUUAUAGAUCUGUCAAUAUCCCAUUCAAUUUUAUUUACCAAUCAGUUUAUUGGUCCCCUUUCUUAAGAACAAUGUGAAAAUAGGUUGGACCAGAUAUUUUUACUGUUUAAUGAAAGCUGAUGUUCAUAA